Mesocestoides corti is the source of this 720-nucleotide messenger RNA. Lineage: Eukaryota; Metazoa; Platyhelminthes; Cestoda; Cyclophyllidea; Mesocestoididae. The record is from the annotation of a GenBank genome assembly.
AUGAGGGAGUUUAAGGUGGUUGUUCUUGGCGAUGGUGGUGUUGGCAAAAGCGCUCUCACUGUUCGUUUCGUCACCGGCAAAUAUGAGGAGAAGUAUGACCCAACAAUUGAGGACUUUUACCGAAAGGAAAUAAUAGUCGGUGGAGUUCCAUGCAUGCUAGAAAUCCUCGAUACAGCCGGGACGGAGCAAUUCGCAUCGCUUCAGGACCUGUACAUCAAGAACGGCCAGGGCUUCGUGAUCGUCUACAGCAUAACCUGCCUCCAGAGCCUCCACGACGUCCAGGCCAUCCGAGACCAGAUAAUUAAGGUGAAGGCCUCGGACAGCCGUUACCCUGGACCCAACAGCCAUCACCCCCACCACCACCACCACCACCACCGGGAUCACCAACACACGCCAUCCAACCAGCACACCGCAGGGUGCAUUCGGCCACCGCCGAUUGUUUUGGUGGGGAAUAAGAUUGACCUAGAGGAGGAGGGUCUGCGUGAGGUGCCACACGGCCAGGGCGAGGCGAUGGCACGCAAAUGGGGCUGCUGCGCCUUCAUCGAGACCUCAGCCAGAACGGGAGUCGGCGUGAAGGAAGCCUUCCUUGAGGUUGUUCAGUGGGUAAUGCUGCCUAAUUUGAUGUCCAUGCUGUCGUUUUCACACCUUCGCCUCCUCAUCACCCUUCCCCUCCUGUUCCUUCCCCUUUACCCCUCUACUCUUCCAUCAUUGCCUUCUUAA